CAAGCAAUUAAUCAAUAUCAGAUUAUACUUUUCAUCAUGGAGCUUAAAUUUCUAUCCUUUUCUGUAUUAUUCACUACCCUUAUCUUUAUCCUCACAGCAUUAAAAAUCUGGAAGAAAUCAAAAUUUUCCGAUCUUCCUCCAGGGCCAUGGAAGUUGCCUCUCAUAGGAAACUUACACCAGCUUGCAUUAGCAGGCUCGCACCCUCAUCGUUGUCUUCGAGACUUCGCCAACAAGUUCGGAAGCGUUAUGCGGCUUCAGCUUGGCGAAAUUACCAUGUUCGUCGUCUCAUCGCCGGAUUCUGCUAAACAAGUGAUGAAAACUCAUGAUAUUGUCUUUGCUCAAAGACCUUUUGUUUUGUCUGUCGGAAUUAUAACUUACAAUUUUACGAAUAUCGCCUUUUCUCCGAAUUCCGACUACUGGAGACAGCUCCGAAAGAUUUGUAUCACUGAAUUAUUAAGCCCGAAACGCGUUCAGUCAUUCAGAUCAAUCAGAGAAGAGGAAAUGUCUAAUCUGAUUGCUGUAAUUUCUUCUUCUUGCGGAAAACCAAUUAACUUGACUCGGAAGAUAUUUUCUUUAAUAUACGGAAAUACUGCCAGGAUUUCUUUCGGCAAGAAAUGUAAAGACCAAGAGGCGUUUAUUUCUGUAGUUGAUGAAAUUUUAGAGGCGGCUUCAGGAUUUGGUGUCGCGGAUUUGUUUCCGUCGUUUAAAAUUCUUCAUCAUAUCAGCGGAACGAUGUCUAAGCUCAGAAGAAUCCAGGGUGAAGCAGAUAGGAUUCUUGAAAGCAUCAUUGCUGACCACCGAGCUAGCAAGAGAGCAACAGUGGCUGGUGAUGAUCAAGAAGAUCUUGUUGAUGUUCUUUUAAGGCUUCAGGAACAUGGAAAUCUUGAAUUUCCCUUGACAACUGAUAAUAUUAAAGCUGUUCUUCAGGACAUAUUCGUUGCUGGAAGUGAGACAUCAUCAACAACAGUAGAAUGGGCCAUAUCAGAAAUGUUAAAAAAUCCAAGAACAUUGAAAAAGGCACAAGAAGAGGUAAGGGAACUCUGCAGUAAAAAAGCAAAUGUAGAUGAAACAGAUCUUCAAGAAUUAGAUUACUUAAAGUUAGUAAUCAAAGAAACGUUGAGAUUGCAUCCUCCCGCUCCGUUACUAAUUCCAAGAGAAUCGAAGGAGCAAUGUGAGAUUAAUGGGUAUAAAAUCCCAUCAAAAUCCAAAAUCAUCAUUAAUGCAUGGGCGAUCGGAAGGGAUCCAAAUUAUUGGCCUGAAGCUGAGACUUUUAAUCCCGAGAGAUUUCUCGACAACAACAUCGAUUAUAAGGGGAAUAAUUUUGAGUAUAUACCGUUCGGUGCUGGAAGGAGAAUGUGUCCUGGUAUUUCGUUCGGCAUAGCUAAUGUUGAACUUCCACUUGCACAACUUUUAUAUCAUUUUGAUUGGAAGCUUGCUGAUGGGCAAAAGCUUGAAAGUUUAGAUAUGGCUGAGUCGUUUGGUACUUCAGUCAGAAGAAAACAUGAUUUGCAGUUGAUCCCUAUUCCAUAUCAUCCUUCAUCUGUUUGAUGCUUGACAUGAUCAACAAGUUAUAAAAGGGCUUAACCCAUAUAGAGGUCUCUGUACUUUAUACAUUUUUUUUCUGUAGGUCCUUAUACUUUAUUUUUGUAUUAUUUGGUCCCUUUACUUACCUA
Messenger RNA from Mercurialis annua (annual mercury), 1673 nucleotides. Its product is annotated as desmethyl-deoxy-podophyllotoxin synthase-like. Gene Ontology annotation, molecular function: heme binding; iron ion binding; monooxygenase activity. NCBI's taxonomy places the organism in Eukaryota, Viridiplantae, Streptophyta, Magnoliopsida, Malpighiales, Euphorbiaceae. The transcript has 2 exons. Bases 37 to 1548 code for a protein of 503 amino acids. The record is from RefSeq and is a predicted model, not a curated record.